GAACUCAUGGAGAGAGAGGAAGUACUGAUGGAGAAGAAGUGUGAUGCUGGUCAUUUAUUGGUUAAGGUGUGAUUGACAGGUGUAGACCGAAGCGAGUGGGUAGGAGAGUGUGUUUUUCUGGAAAAAGAAAACUUGACCAAGAAAAAAAAGAAAGGAGGGGCGAAGACGUAAACAGGCACAACGGACACGCCUGGCAGCGAGUGUAAAGUUCUACAAAGAUAAUAGUUAAGUGUGUAGUUUUUCCGUGUCUAAGAGACUGUCUGCUCGACAGUCGGAACCCAGACAUUCGAGUACUGUUUAGUGUACAGCUCGAGAAGUUUCAGCUCGAACUCCUGCCGAAGCUGCAUUGUUGUUAGCUUAGCCUAGCUACUGAGCUAACUCGGACUGUGUUGUUAGCAUUCGCUAGCAAAGUGAACGGACGUAGCCACAAGGAGCUAAACCAGGUUCUAACAUCGGCUGUGCCUUGUGGUCUCACCGGGGAGUAUGAGGAUUCGGCUCGACCGCUGCCAGUGUGUGUGACUCGUCGUAGAUGGACAUCGUCCCGGGCUGCCAGGGAGCCUCCAUCGUCUGCUCACCAGUCUGUCUCCAGUCUACCCACCGUGUCACCUGCCGGACUCGGACCGGGUAAACCGCUGUUCUUUGGAUUGGAGAUAACACUUUUCCUUGACUGUUCCUGGAUCAUUGGAAACAACGGCGGAUUUUCUCACACUCAAAAGUCACCAUAUCAGGCCUGUAACGGGGUUAUUUUAUUUUGCCGACUGUGUCUAUGUGUGUGAGUGUGGGCCCACUUAGUGGUGUUUGAGUUUAUUACUGAAAGUAACUAAAAGGGUUUGAAUGUGAUAAUUGGAGUAAUUUGAAGGUAUUUUUGCAACUUAAAGGGAUAUUCUAUAUAUUUUGAGGAACUUAAAAGUGUUCUAUACAACAGAAAGGUACUCUCUGGUAAUUUCGGUUAAUUUUACAACUGACAGUGAAUCAGAUCUUUUCAUAAUUAAUUUCAAACAUAAUUUCAGUGAAAGUGUAUUGCUGUUUUGCUUGAAUACAUUUAAAAUGCGAAUUAAAUCAUUGAUUGGUUUAUUUUUCAAACUAAAAUGAGUCUUGUGCUAUUUCCUUUGCUAGAGUUAAAAGGUGAAUUCACCUAGGUAUACAAGUUGAGUGUGCAUAAAAAAACGGAAUUCAAAUUACCUUUAAGAAAUUUCUUGUAAAUCAGGGUUAAAAUUAGAAUAGAGGAACCCAGAAGCCUGCCCUUAGUAAAAGAUCUAUUGAGGGGAGUGCUACAUAGAGAUUGACCGAUAUGUUUUUUUCAGGGCCGAUAGCAAUUAUUAGUAGUCAAGGAGGCCGAUAACCGAUAUUUGGAGCCAAUAUUUAUUUGCAGUAAAAUGGAAAAUAUCGGCGUCAACAUUUUGAAUAAUACAAACUGCAAGACUUAACUUUGAGUGUUUUUACACAUAGAAUUAAAGGGGACAUAUUAUGAAAAACCCACUUUUUGCUUGCUUUAUUAUGUAUAAUUGCAUGUCUGGAGUGCCUCCCGACCCCUUAAGAGUGAUUUAGGACCUCUACGUCAAUGUUUUGUAAACAGGCGGAGUCAGGAAAUGUGUCUCUAAGAGAGCCAUUUGGAUUUCACCUGCACACUUACGUAAGAGUGCGGGUGAUUUGAAUGCACCAGCCCUCACGCUGGAUAUCUCCUCCCAUAUUACUCCGGCUACCCGAAGGAGGAUCCGCCAUUUUCUCGCUUCACUUGUAUGCAACAACCUGACCGCAACCAUGUGCAACCCGAAAGCCAAGCACUCCUGCUCUGUCGUCGGAUGUACGGACACUCAUGUUUCCCUACAUUGCCUUCCUACCAAAGAGGAUAUCAGAGCGAAGUGGCUUUUUUUUUUUUUUUCAGGGAAACGUCCCAGCUUCACUGAGCAAAAGCGUUGUUGUCUGUGCAAAUCACUUCACACCGGCAGCAAGGGCUAGCGCAUUUUGUGGCUGCGGCAGCUGGUCGCGGCAUUUCCGGUGGCAGCUCCAGCUGCCGGAUGAGUGGCCGAGGCAGCUGCCACCACGGCGGCAGCCGCCUCGCUCGAUAGUGGCCGCGGUGCCCCGCUGCCGGGGCAGCAGCCACUGUCCUGACGAGCUGCCGGGGCAGCAGCCACUGUCCGGACGAGCUGCCGGGGCAGCUGACGGUAUUUCGGCACUUGUCGGUUACAUCUUCAGGUGUUCCCAUAGCUGCCAACCCAGAUAAGCAGAACACCAGGAGGUCUAGGGCCACAACACCUGAACCUCUCCGCCAGAGCAUUGUUCCCACCUGCUUCAAGACUACAACCCCACCCAUCCACAUCACGGACUGUUCACACUUCUACCCUCAGGCCGGAGGUAGCCUACAGAAGUGUGAAAUACAGAACAUCAAGGCUGAAAAACUCUUUCAUCCCCUCUUUCAUCAGACUCCUGAACAGAUAACAGGAGUCAUAACCACGGACUCCCUCAUCACUGUACAUUUUGCACAUUGCAUUGCUAACAUCAGACACUUCACUUUUGUAUACAAAUAAGAUUUGUAUUCUUUAUUUAUUGUAAUUUCUUUUUACAUUCUAUUUUAUAACUUGGCAUCAGUGUGGACAGCAAAGAAAAAAAAUCAUUGCACAGAGAAACUUGUUUUUUCUUGCUGUACAUGACAAUAAACACUUUGAAUCUCUUGUUUCUUGUUUGAAAUCGCUCUAAAUACAUGGGUCAUGACUCAUUUUUUCAUACAUAGAUGGCUAGGUAAUUUAAUCGUGAUAAUUAACAUGAGAAUUUUACAAAAGCCUGUGGUCUGUGAUGAGAAAAAAACGUAAACAAAAAAUAUUUUCUACAACAAUCCAAAUGUUUGAAGUCUAAUUUCAUUGGCCAAUGACUGUUAACUUUAAUGUUUCCACAGACUCUCGACUUUUUUCAACGAGUUUGGAAAAUGGAAGGUUCACAUCAGAUGUUCUCCGAUGUAGCAUCGUUUUUGGCCUGUGAUGGGUCUGAAUGUGUCUUCUGUCAAAAAAAGGAACUGGCAAAUAAGAAUCAUCUUUGCAAAAAGCAUCUUGCAGAUGCAAUGUACUUUGUGGAAAACAAUCAAGAGAAAUUUGUGGUGGCCUGCUUCUGCAAGGACAAAACACAAGCAUCCAGAAGCCACUACCAUUGUCCAUAUUGCAAUUUUAAAACUUUUUCACGGCCAUGCUACUUCAUGAAACAUUUAAAAGUCAUGCAUGGUAUUGCAUCAAGCAAAAAACGAGAUAAGACAAAGGCUUUAAAACGAAAAGCCGACAAUGUCACAGAAGACCCUGCAGACAACUUGGACAGUAAACCAGAAAAGGUGUCAUGUCCCCACUGCACAUCUGAGCUAAGUUCCCAAAAAAAUCUAAAAAGACAUAUCAGAGAUGUACAUUGCUUGGACAUUGCCCCCAUGAUUUGCAUUGACGUAAGAAAUGGGAUUUAUGACACACCAAAGUAUGACCACAGCCCUGUUUUGCCGGUGCAUGUAAUCAAGUCCACUAACCCACCAAAAAUUGACUGUGAGGUUCCAAAUUGCAGGAAAUUCAUGCAAAUUGCAUGGUCCUCAGGAAAUCCUGGAAAGGAAUGCAAACACUUGGAGAGAACAAAGAAUGCCAAGUCAUAUGCAAAGCCAGCAGUCCUCACAUCUGCCUCCCUCAAGGACAUGUUGAGUAAGGGAUUGAUGUCCUCAGAAUUGGGUGUCAGAUGCGAAAACCUCAACCUGGAUUCAAACAAACUUGGAUUGGACAGUGUUUUUCCAGUUAUUUUUGAAGAUGAGGGAUACUCCAAACGGUGGGUUUUCUUCUCAGUCUUCACAUCGCAGACAGACAACUGGUGUCAGUUCGGAAGGACUAUAGUCAUGUUUGACACAGUUGCGGGACAAUGGAACUGUCAGUGUCGGGGGACUGGGACUUCACACCGUUGUAUCCACCGCAUGAUGGCCAUGUGGUGGAUUUUUCAAGAGUCCCCAGGCACUUUAAUGGAAACAUUGGACAUUCAGACACAAGAUAUUGAUGACCUGGAAAGUCACAUUGUUGAAACCAGCAUCAGCUGUGAACAACAACCUGUGAACAGUCAGAAAAUCUGCAUUAUGACAGACUACCUCAUGACACACAAGCGCAUCCCAUUCCUACAGGAUUUGCCUGUGGAGCUGAGGACUAAGGAGCAGCAACCACCACCACCGUGUUUUGUCCCCACAGAAAACACUUGUCCGUACUGUCCUGGUCCCACCCCUCCAGCUCUGAAUCCCUCCAACACAGUAACCACGCAAGCUGUGGUGUAUGGGAUUAAUUAUGUCCAGAAAGGUGUCUCUGUAGCUGUAAAACAGUGCCCAGCAUGCACUAACGUUGUGAGGUUCCAGGAAUAUACCUCUGGUUUUCACAACUUCAAUAACCGCGUCCUCUUGACAUUGCCAUUGUGUGAGCUUUUGCUUUCUGGUUUGGCGAACAAGACAACCAGUGGACGUAUGCUGGACACUAUGUCAUUGUUAAAUGACAACCGAUACCAUCACCAAACAGUGAGAAAAGCAUUUCAUCACUUUUUAUCGCUCACUAAUUUCAAGUUUCAGUUUUCCUGCUACCAGUGUGGGCACCAUCCAGCUGUGGUCGUGGCUGACGCCAACUGGAAACUGGCCUUUGAUAUCCCACUUGGCACAUUUAAAAGGCCAGAUCCAGAGACUGUUUCUGAGGAAGACUUUGAAGUGGAUAUAGUGAAGGCAUGGUCAGACUUGGACAAGUCACUGAUAGCAGAGGGACUCAUAUCAGGAACAUCUGUGGCUAACCCAUACCACAACUCUGUUGGACACUCCACUUUGGCACCGUGGAUGGGAGAGCACACCAGAGUGGGAAAGACUCUACCCAAAACAGAGUUCAGAAAGGCCAUGAAAAAAAACCCCGAUGCUGAAACCAAGCAUCCCCUCAAAAAGAUAAAUGAGGACAUCAUUCUGGAUCUACUUGAUUCAAAGAAGCCUCAAAAAAAGAACUACAAGAUGCUUGUAAUGCCUUGGGUGUGUCAGCAGAGGGGACCAUUGCAGAUCUGAUUAUCAGGCUUGAGGAACUGCUGAACUUCAAAGACAUAUACCCCAAGCUAUUUUGGAAACUACAGAAAGCGGUGGUGGUGUCCUUCAUUUUUCAUGUAUGCACGGAGUUGUAUACUACCUAAAUUUCCUAUUCUGGACGGAGUCAGCCAGGGACCACGCUGAUGGGCUGCUGAGUUUUAAACAGUUCCCCACAUGCUACAUUUCAGAUGUGGCUGGACAAGUUGCUCGGCAUACAAACAACCGGACAAGACAAUUGUAUUUCAAGCAACAUGAUGGAAGACUGUGUGCUCCAACCCCUGACAACAUCAAGCUGGCUGUCAAUAAGGAAUUGCAGAUGGACAUGAAGUGGGUUAAGAACCUGAGGUUCCCACUCCCACUACAGGGAAGUCUCGAUGGUGACAGAGUGGCAGCAACACAUCCUAUCACAGGCACAACAGAGAGAUAUUCACUCUAUGACAGAUUCCACCAGAAAAACCAGAAACGUCCAGAAGAGAGGCUUAGAAGUCUGAAUAUCUGCCCCAGCCUCCGAACAGAAAUCAACUCAUCAGUUGCAGAGCAGUUCAAUCGCGAACUUGCAUCUGUUAGAUAUUCAUUGUGCCAAAUGAAAGAGGCACACUUCAAACAAACACUACGGGUUUUGAUAGAUCUCCACAAUGAGAAAAUCAACCUAACUUUCAAAUCAGAAAUGGAGGCCUUAUGCAAUACCCAGUUGUCUAUUGGCCUUCAUGGAAUGCUGGGUCUGCAGUCUGCUGGGAAGGAAGAUCAUAAGCCGACUGUAGCUGGCACUGUGAGAUCAUCAUUUCAAGCAGAACUAUAUGCCAUCGAUGAUAAUGACAAG
This is a messenger RNA of Acanthopagrus latus (yellowfin seabream), 5870 nucleotides long. RefSeq lists its product as uncharacterized. Gene Ontology annotation, molecular function: cysteine-type peptidase activity. The record is from RefSeq and is a predicted model, not a curated record. Bases 2882 to 5032 code for a protein of 716 amino acids. Lineage: Eukaryota; Metazoa; Chordata; Actinopteri; Spariformes; Sparidae. Gene Ontology annotation, biological process: proteolysis. The transcript has 13 exons.